This is a messenger RNA of Hydra vulgaris (swiftwater hydra), 2712 nucleotides long. The record is from RefSeq and is a predicted model, not a curated record. Lineage: Eukaryota; Metazoa; Cnidaria; Hydrozoa; Anthoathecata; Hydridae.
AAAAUAUAAAUUUCAUUUUAAAUUAAAAAUAAGCAGUUUCGAGUACAUGUGAAGUUGGGAAGUUUUAUCAUGACGCAGCGAAUUGCAGCGUAUAUUUUACCUGCUCUAAUGGACAAAAAUUACCACUUACUUGCCCUUUACCAUUAGUGUGGGACAAUAUUUUAUUGACAUGUUUUUGGAGCUCUAGCACAUGUCAAAUUUCUUCAUCGCUUCCUACUCUGUCGUCGGAAUCGCUUCCUCUUACUACAGAGUUGGUUACUCAAAUUGUCACUACUCAAGAACAGCUUCCGUUUACAAUUGAAACUCUCCAAGCAUCUACCGCUAUAGAAACAACAACCACACCCAAAUUUUUUACUACAUUACCUUCGACUGCUUCUAUACCUAAAGUUGCGGACACAUGUGAGAAUGGUAAAUACUAUUCAGACCCCAAUAAUUGCAGCAGGUAUUUUAUUUGCAACAACGGUCAAAAAAUUCAGCUUGCUUGUCCUGCAUCAUUAAAGUGGGAUAACACUUUACUUUCAUGUACAUGGACUUCAAGCUGUCAAGCAUCAGAUAAUAUAGUUAAAACUUCAGAAAACAGUUUUUCAAUUGCAACUUCUGCCCCAGCUACACUGACUACAAGGAGUAGCAAUAGUGCCUCUAACCAAAAAAGUUAUGUAAAAGCCAUUUUAUGUGAGCAAAGUAAAUGUAAACUUCCAAACUGCCGAUGUGCUAGUGAGGAGAUUCCAGGAAACCUUCGCAAAGAAGAUAUCCCACAAAUUGUCAUGUGGACAAUGGAUGAUGCAGUCAAUGCUAUAAAUUAUAACUUUUACAUGGAACUGUUCAAUAAUAUGAAAAACCCCAACGGUUGUCCUGUUGGAACUACAUACUAUGUUUCUGGUGAAUAUACAGACUUCAAUCUUGUUAAAAAUCUAUUUCAAAAAGGUCAUGAAAUUGCUGACCAUUCAAUAACACAUAGAAGUCCUAAUCUUUGGUGGAAAGAUAGCACAUAUAGCGAACUUGAGUUGGAAAUUAUUGGAGAAAAGAAAACGCUUGAAGAAAAGUCAGGGGCAAAAGUUACAGGAUGGCGAACACCUUUUUUAAGACCUGGUGAAACUUUAUACAGGGUUCUGGCUGACAACAAUUUCUUGUAUGAUACUUCACUGUCUACUCAUGCUGGAACUAAAUGGUGGCCUUUCACAUUAGACUACUUAAUCCCUAAAUGUGUUGAUGAGCCAUGUCCUGAGUUAUCUUACCCAGGUUUGUGGGAAGUCCCUCUGAAUCCUUUAUAUGAUGGUGAAAACGGUCCUGAAUGCUCCAUGUUUGACAGUUGUGUUCGUAGUUUAAAUGAUUCAAGUGAAAAUGUUUAUAAAAACUUUAUGUAUAAUUUUAACCGACAUUACAAAGAUAAAAAGCAACCAUUUUCAUUAUUUGGACAUUCUGCAUUCUUUUUGCACGAAAGUUUUGUUUACAGGCAACUAGGUUUUAAAAAGUUUUUAUCCGAAAUUUCUCGCCUGCCUGAUGUAUACUUUGUGACUGUUGAGCAAGCUAUUCGUUGGACGCAGAACCCGACACCAUUAAGUCAGUUAAAUACUUUUGCUCCAUGGUCAUGCAAGAAAAAGUAAAUAUUGGCCUAUGAUAAUAAUACUGCAUUAUGACGAUUUCUAUUUUGUAAUAGUGUUCAUGUUAUACAUAACAGUAUGAUUAUAAUUUUUAUUUACCAUUUUAUAUUUAUUUAUUUAACAGCAGGCAUUGUGGCAGCACUUUUUGAUGCUUUAGAAAGAUAACUUUCAGACACUUCGCGUCUGAAAGAUCAAGCAUAAAUAAGCAUAAACAUGCCCAAAAAAUUUGAAGUGAAACUUCAAACUUCCUGGGCAUGUUUAUGCUUAUAACAAAUGAGAUUUACAAAAAAUUAAAAAUCACAAACCUUUCAAAAUAAGGGAGUUAGAAACUUUACAUGGUCAUAAUUUUACAAAAGAACACUUAAAUAUUAUUGGAUUAAUUUGCGCGUGAUUUCAAGUCUAUCGAUGAAUAUAAAUUUAGUUUAAAGUAGUGAUGAUGUAAAACUCAGUAAACUAUUGCCCUCACAAUUGGGGUUGGGGGCACAGUUUUUAGGGUUUUUGUUAUUACAAGGCUCCAAUUGCAGCAAUUUUUUGCAAAGCAUUUUUAUUUUAUGUAAGCCAUAAACAUACACAAGAAAUUUGAAGUGUGCUCCGUGUCUGAAAGUUAUCUUUUUGAAACCUUAAAAAAAUCUGCUACAAUCCCUGACUAGUCAAUAGGCCGGGUGAAUAAAAAUGAGCAGUUGUUUUUACUCAACAAUUGGUCAGCUUUACGCGAAUAAAAGCAUAAGGAAUUUGACUUAAGUUUGUAUUAACAUAAAGCUGAGCAAUUACUGAGUAAAUUGCUUAACUUUACUCGAAUAAGAAUUUGACUUAAGUUUUUAUUCACGUAAAGCUGACCAAUUACUGAGUAAAAGCAAUUGCUCAUUUUUAUUCACCCGGCCUAAUGUUAAUGCUAUUGAGAAAUUGUAUUUACAUUGCAACAAGUUGUGUGUUAAUAAGAUUGCAUGUUGUUAAUAAUUUUAUAUCUCAAACACUUUUAUUUGGUGUUUUUUAAAUGUGCUUUAAAGAUACUUUUUAAUUUGAGAUUUUUAAAUGUGCAUGUAGGGUAAGAUACAAUUAACUUAUGUUUAUUAUGUGUUAAAAUUUUUUCUUUAUUUGGUGUUUUUAAAUG